CGGCAAGAUCUACUGCGAUUCGAUUUUGAAACGUUAUUUUGAAAAGCCUAUUCCUGAAAUUCGACAAACCUUUAUCAGUCGCUGUGAGUUAACCAGAUGGAAAACUUCCUUUCUGAUAUCAUGAUAUCUCUGCUCAACAUAGUCAUCAACGUUAAUUGCCGUAUACUCACCAGGAUAAACGAAGAAAGCAGGAUCCUGGAUUUAAUCAACGCUACCGCAGACCAAGUCCUUAUCCGUAUACUGCAAUGCGUGAAGACGAUGGUAGAGCCACUUCCCUUUCACAAUCAGAAGAAGGAGAUCAAAGAGCUUGAAUUGUGUACAUGGUAUCUACAACCCUGUUUCCAAAAACGCUUUGACUCAGAUGACCUGUCCAUCAUGUUUAAUUGGCACAAUGUCAGCUGCUUUACAGAUACCGACAUCUAUACUACUCAAAACUGUCCAGAUGGCUGCGUUGAAAACCACCUCACAGCAACAGGUUAUCGGGACGUUAAACCAAUCAAGCAUUCCAAGAACCAUCGUAAAGUAAACAUCGAUUUGCAUCGUUUGGGCACUUUCGCGAAGACUAGUUCAAGCAAGUUCAGAUCAAGGUACAUGUUUUAGGUUAUGACUGUUGGAACAAAUGUACAGUUUUACAUUAGUAAAGCUAUCGUUGAUGUCUUGGUUAUUUGCGAACUUGAUAGUAUACGCCUCCCGUUGUUACUGGCUGAACUUCCGCA
Messenger RNA from Mucor mucedo, 716 nucleotides. RefSeq lists its product as uncharacterized. The record is from RefSeq and is a predicted model, not a curated record. The transcript has 2 exons. Bases 97 to 600 code for a protein of 167 amino acids. Lineage: Eukaryota; Fungi; Mucoromycota; Mucoromycetes; Mucorales; Mucoraceae.